CAAUGACGUCAACGCCGCCAUGUUGCCCUGUCAUGUCAGCCUCCAGUGACACGCAUGAUUGGAAAGACUGACUGGAAGGACGAGAAAAUGUCACAGCGUAACUGAAUAACCGCGCUAGGUUUUUGACACACAUGAGUUUUCAGUUUGUCUUCGCCGACACUCACAGUAGAGGUUGAAGUGCACAGAAUUUGCGAAGGGGGGCGACAUGUUUAGAAAGAACAAAAACAUUAAGUAUAUCCUAAGUCUUGUACCAGGGAAACGACGCUUCGGCAUUUAUCGGUUUUUGCCCAUUUUCUUCUGCAUCGGCGGUGUUAUGGAGUGGGUCAUGAUAAACGUGCGAAUAGGACGAGAGACAUUCUAUGAUGUCUAUAGGAGAAAACGCUCUGAGAGGGAGUACCAACAGAAAAUCGAGGAUGGAAUAAUUGUACUUCCUGAAUCAGAAUCAAAAUAAACUUUUUUUUCUUUCUAACUGAGUGAUACCGGUGGGGAUGUGAUAUGAGAUGUGAUAAGACCUUUGCCAAGUGGAUUUAAGAGUUUUAAAAGUGACUUUAUAUUUAAACUGAAGUGUACGUUUUCCCAAAUGAGGGUAACAGUUCAAGAAAGGCCAAGGGAAUGUAAAGGGUUUUUUUUCAAUGUGUAUUUAUUAAUUACAAAAUCUGAUUAUUAGAACACAUCACUUGUCAUAAUCAUUUUUAACAUUUUGCCAUCUUUGUGAUUAAUAUUUCACCAAAUUCAUGAAAUGAACAUUUUGCCUUGCACUAUUUUUUUUUUACCUGUGCAAUUCUUACAGUUUAUUUUUCCAUGCACCACAUGCUUUUAAAAUAUUAUCUGAUACAUAUGGUAUCUAUUUUGACAUAUGACUUAGUGCAGUUGUUCAAGGUUUCGGACAUUGCCAAUGUCUAAACGCAAAGCAAAGUCUGGACUAGGCCAAGCUUUGAAAGCUUUUUGCAGAUACUAAGGGUGCUUGGAAUAAUAACCGAAUGUGGUCAUAUUAGCCCCAGGUGCCAGUUAGACAACUGCAGAGGGAGUGUGUUCUCUCUCUACAGUCCCUCCACUUGAUCUUCAGCUUACUUGUAGAGCCCGAUUGGAAGAGCUCUCAGACAGAUGAAGCUGUUUGGAUGCUGGGCAAGCAUCAGCGGAUUCCCAUCCAGUCGCACCUCCUGCAUGUUGUACCUGAUGUAGUAUGUGUCGUUCCCCUUGCAGAACGUUUCAUCCGUCAAGGUAGUUAUGUUGUUGUUCUGCAUGGAGAAACAAAAUACCAUUCUUUACCAAAGACUUGGUUGUCUGAUGCUGUAUAUUUUUCCUACCCAUUGACAUAAUGAUAGCAAAAUACAAUUUAAUGUUUAACCAUAAAGGCAUGUUUUUUUCUGAGUUUCUGUAACUAUUUGUGUUUCACUGAUUACUUAAUAACAAAUUCUUUGUAUCCAAAGUGUAAUCUAAUUUGAGUUCAAUUUAUUCUACUUUCAUCAGCAGGUUUGUUAUGGUAUGUUCCAUCUUUAAUGGAGUAGCAAAUGCUUUUCACAGCACAGCACCAGUAAAGUCCUUACUUUUUUUUCCCCAAGUUUUAACUUGCACAGUAUAAAUUUGCAUAUGAAUACUUUCCUGCAUAGUAUACGAAACUUUCAUAGUAAAGAGACAGCACUGUUGAAUAUAGAAAAUGUCCUCCAUCUAGGGCUAUUUGUCUCUUAAUGUCUUAAUGACAAGGCUAGAAGAUGGGAAAAUCUCAGGACCAAAGGGAUGGAUUGUUGCUGGUUUUUAUUCCGCUUGACCGAUAACUAGCCGGUGUGUGUUUGUGAAAAAGUAAAUUAUAGGAUCUCACAGAAAUGCUGUUGAUGUUAUCCCACUCACUACUGCAUGCCAUAAUCUUUGGGCCUACUUUUAUAAUUGUAUUGCAGGGAUGUCCAAUCUUAUCUACAAAGAGCCUGUGUGGGUAGAGGUUUUCAUCCUAAUCACACAGGAGCUACACCCAAUACCACCUGUUUAAUCAGUUGAUCUUGGCUAUCAAUAGACUCGGGUGUGGCUUCUGCUUUGUUGGAAUGAAAACUCACUCCCACACUAGCCCUUUCUGGAUAAGAUUAAACACUCCUGUUCUAGUGCAUGCCAGAGAUUCAGUUAUCAUUUACAGUGUUUGUAUAAGUAUUCACCCCCUUGAACUUUUCUACAUUUGUAGUGUUACAAUCUGGAAUUAAAAUGGAGUUAAUUUGGA
This is a messenger RNA of Ictalurus punctatus (channel catfish), 2206 nucleotides long. RefSeq names its product small integral membrane protein 4. Lineage: Eukaryota; Metazoa; Chordata; Actinopteri; Siluriformes; Ictaluridae. The record is from RefSeq and is a predicted model, not a curated record. Bases 206 to 451 code for a protein of 81 amino acids. The transcript has 2 exons.